GGAUGGACUAGUCAGAUAUGGAUCAUUUCCCGAUCAUCGAGACAACGUUCUUUGUCAAGUAUUGUCUGCCCCUGUGAUCAUGUUAAAGAAAAUGAACUCGUGCAACAUAUAUUUCUGAGGGACUGAGUUACCUCCCAGUGACAUACUGAAAGUGUUACUAUAAGAAUGACAUCAAUGAUUCUGUUCAUGCUUUUUACUUUGUCAGUUAUGUCAAUUAAUGGGUUUAGUCAAAAGUCGGAAUGUUUACUAGAAGCAGCUCCAAGACACAUUGGGGAAGUGGAAGCAGACGAGGAACCAGAAGGUCACGAGGAACUCCUAUCUGUACACCCAGCAGGAGAAGAGAGAAAAAGGAUGGGGGAGGGCGAGGAGGAGGAGGAGAAUGAGGAAGGAGAGGGAAGAGGAUACAGGAAUCAAGGUCACGCAAUGGAAGGGCCACCACAUGUUGGUCAAUCCGAAGGUCAUAGAGGUCGAGGUUUUUUGGACGAGGAAGGCGAGCUGGAAGAUCGAAGGAGGAGACACAGCCCAGACACGUUGACGGGGACACUAACCUGUCCACCAGACGCAACGAUACACGUCUUGAAUGUCACUGUAGGCUUUACAGUCGGCCAACACUGUCACCAGGCUGGAUGUCAAGCGGGGUCAACAAAAGCCAGUCAAGUGAUGAACUGCCAAGGAUUGACAGGUUUAUGUAACAUUGGCAUUCAAAGGAAUUACUUGAUGCGGUGUGGUCAGACUGUGAACUUUGCCCUUGUCAACUACGAGUGUGUGCCAGCCGCCAAGAAAGUCAAUAUUUGUAGCAAGACAGACGUGGAAAUCUCUGGAGCAGUUAUUGUGACGUCACCCAACUACCCGGCUGCAGCCAGUGGACAGCAGACGUCAGGUGGUAUAUCCACUUGUGAAUGCACUCUUCGAGCUGAAGGUGGAGCAAAAUUGGAGAUGGAAUAUCUCAGGACUCACUUGCCUGGGACUCAAGGACAUUGCGAUGGAGAUACACUUCUGCUUGAGAGACCUGACAUCCAGGGCCGGUACAUUUUGGAGCAUGAAAUCUGUGGACAUAACGUCAGCAACAACAUCAUCAUCCAAGACAACAUCCUCCGCAUCACACUGUUGGGCGGGUCACCUUUACAAGAUACUAAGUCGGGUUUUAUUGUUAAGUUUCUUGCUUCAUCACAGUCAGGAGCAGCUACUCUGUUUCAUAUAUCUUGUAAUGACUCAACAUCUUCAACUUCUGGCACCAAAACCAUAGGGACAACAUCAGGAAAAUCAGCAGCACGUGACCAAGUGGAGGCGAGAAUUGCCCAAGCAAGAGCCCAGUCUCAAGGUCAUGGGGAUACAAAUGUCGACAAUGCGGUGAAAAACGAAAAAGAGACAGAUCAAAGUUCGCCAGGAGUAUUGUCAGGAGUAGUUGCUGCCCUUGCUUCAGUUAUUGUCAUAAUGGGAUCUAUUGCAGCUUACGUCAUUCACAAAAGACGACAAAGGCGUCGUCAAGAAAAAGAAGAAAUAGAAAGGUACGGCACAAACUUCGUCUGUAACGAGCAGUGGUACGGAGCUGGGACUAGUGGUGGACCAUCAACCAGCACACCAGAUCCAUAUGGCACAUACAGUCUCCAGAGUCUGCUGUCUAAAGUUGUUGUACUUGGCAAACAGCUGAUUCGUUCUGGACGUUCUGAAACUGCUUCCAGCGAUAGCAACACUGAGUAUUCUUUCAGCAGUGACCUUGUCAUGCACUCACCAAAAACAAUGACCCAUCUAUCACAAGAGAAACCGGUGACUUGCUCAAACAAGAAGACACUCAAAUCCAUUCAUGUUCAAGCGGAGCCAUCAAUCACCGCACCAGCACCUCCCCCUAGACGGACUAAAGGAAAGCACGCCACCAGCGACAGCCCUUACGACAACGCUGACCCAACAACAUCUGAAGUGGUCUACCUGUCAGAGAAACUCGAGGCUUCUGGAAACGCCUCUGGUUCUGAAGACAGUGCUUACUCCGAGGAUACAACCAGCGUUAACAGCAUAAACACCGAGGAAAUGACUGAGGGGGCAUACAACAACAUACAAGAGGAACAUUAUAGCACUAUCCCAGAGAUGCUAGCCGCGGCCAGGACAAGCGCAGUUAUACACUGAUCAGAACUGUCAACUUCUUAGAUAUUGUCUUGUUUCCAAACAGAACAAUACAAACUAUUCAUUCUCUAUUCUGAAAGAACUAUGUGCAUACAUUAAAAUUUUACUAUACAUAAAAACAAU
This is a messenger RNA of Biomphalaria glabrata, 2241 nucleotides long. RefSeq lists its product as uncharacterized. The record is from RefSeq and is a predicted model, not a curated record. NCBI's taxonomy places the organism in Eukaryota, Metazoa, Mollusca, Gastropoda, Planorbidae. The coding region runs from base 166 to 2121 and encodes 651 amino acids. The transcript is spliced from 11 exons.